Mercurialis annua (annual mercury) is the source of this 1874-nucleotide messenger RNA. Its product is annotated as cytochrome P450 86A22-like. The record is from RefSeq and is a predicted model, not a curated record. NCBI's taxonomy places the organism in Eukaryota, Viridiplantae, Streptophyta, Magnoliopsida, Malpighiales, Euphorbiaceae. Gene Ontology annotation, molecular function: iron ion binding; oxidoreductase activity, acting on paired donors, with incorporation or reduction of molecular oxygen; heme binding. Bases 107 to 1729 code for a protein of 540 amino acids. The transcript has a single exon.
AUUAUAUUCUUUUCACUAUACUCUAACUUCACACUGAGCUUCAGUUUCUCUUCUUUUUCUUCCAUUGUUUUCCUGUCAAAAACCUUCAAAGCUACACUCCACUGCCAUGGAAAUUUCAACGGCCCUGAUGAUCCUAUCAGCUACUGCGGCUUAUUUACUUUGGUGGAAAUUCAUCUCGCGGUCGCUUACUGGUCCGCGUGUCUGGCCCUUAUUGGGCAGUCUUCCUGGUUUGAUUCAUAAUGGCAAUAGCAUGCAUGAGUGGAUUGCAGACAAUCUCCGAUCCUCCGGUGGCACGUAUCAGACUUGCAUAUGUGCAAUUCCAUUUCUAGCCCAAAAGCAAGGUCUCGUGACUGUCACGUGCGACCCCAAAAAUGUAGAACAUAUCUUGAAGACCAAGUUUGAUAAUUACCCUAAAGGUCCUACUUGGCAAGCUGUGUUUCAUGAUUUCCUCGGUGAUGGGAUUUUUAACUCCGAUGGUGACACGUGGCUGUUCCAGCGUAAGACUGCCGCACUUGAAUUCACCACCAGGACUCUUCGUCCAGCCAUGGAUAGGUGGGUUAGCCGAGCUAUUAAGCAUCGGUUUUGUCCCAUUCUCGAGUCGGCUCAGCUUCAAUCACGAGCUGUCGAUCUUCAAGACUUGCUUCUACGGCUUAAUUUUGAUAUCAUUUGCGGCUUGACUUUUGGCAAAGAUCCGGAAACUCUCUCUCCCGAGCUUCCGGAAAACGGCUUCGCGGCUUCGUUCGAUCGAGCCACUCAAGCCUCGCUGCAACGCUUCAUAUUGCCUGAAGUUGUCUGGAAGCUGAAAAAGAUGUUUCGGCUCGGAUUGGAAGUCGGCUUGUAUCAGAGCCUUGACCACAUAGAUAACUACUUGUCUCAAAUCAUAAAUACACGUAAGCUAGAGUUGCUAAGUCAGCAAAAAGGAGCUGACAGUGAAAACCUCCACGACGACUUGUUAUCAAGGUUUAUGAAGAAAAAAGCAUCCUACUCCGACAAGUUUCUUCAACACGUGGCUUUAAAUUUCAUCCUAGCUGGACGCGACACCUCAUCAGUGGCAUUGAGUUGGUUCUUUUGGAUGGUGAUUCAAAACCCGCAUGUAGAAGAAAAAAUCCUCACUGAAAUUUGGACUGUUUUGAUGGAGACACGUGGCAACGACAUGGCUAAAUGGUUAGAUGAACCGUUAGUAUUUGAAGAAGUUGACCGAUUGAUAUACCUUAAGGCAGCAUUAUCAGAGACGCUAAGACUAUACCCUUCAGUACCACAAGACUCAAAGCAUGUCAUCUCCGACGACAUUCUACCGGACGGAACUCAUGUUUCGGCAGGAUCAUCAAUCACAUAUUCAAUAUAUUCAAUCGGUCGUAUGAAAUUUAUAUGGGGAGAUGAUUGCCUAGAGUUCAAACCCGAACGAUGGUUAUCUUUAGAUGGCAAGAAAAUCAAUUCUUUUAAAUUUGUUGCUUUUAAUGCAGGUCCAAGAACUUGCUUAGGUAAAGAUUUGGCUUACUUGCAGAUGAAGUUUAUUACGGCGGCUGUAUUACUCCGUCAUCGGCUUUCUGUAGCGUCGGGCCACAAGGUUGAACAAAAAAUGUCAUUGACAUUGUUUAUGAAGUAUGGGUUGAAGGUCAACGUGCAUCCAAGAGACUUGGGUCCUAUAGUGAAAAAGAUCACAAGCAAAAUUAAUAUUGCCAAAAUUGGUAUUAAUGUUGGUGGCGACAGUGCAGCGAGUAACGUCUAGUUGGGGGGCAUGAGUGACUAUUUGUCAAGGUUUAAUUUCAUUAUCAAAAUAAAUAGUAUUUAAUGCUCCUAUAUAUAUGUAAGAAAUUGGCAACUAUUCGUCAGUUUUUAACGACAAUAAACUUUUGUUCAUCGUAUUCCAUAAA